AUGGCAGAUACGAUUCAGACUGCAUUGACCGGUCAAGGUCAGUCCUCGGGCUCUACUCCGGUUCAGUAUGUGGAGACUGUCGAGGCGUAUAACCAGUGGGCAGAGGUCUACGACACCGACGGAAACUUCCUACAAGCGCUCGACACCAUCGAAAUGAUCCAAUUACUCCCGCUCUUUCUAACCCGAGUAGCCUCCUCAUCUAGCUCGACAAAGCUCGUCGAUCUAGGUUGCGGUACAGGUCGAAACACCCUCCGACUAGCGCAACUGGCUCCCCCGGGUACCGAAGUAGUUGGGGUGGAUGCGUCGCCGGGAAUGUUGGAGGUUGCGCGGGAGACGAUUCGUAAAGCGACAGAGCGUGACAAGGACGAGGACGAGGGCUUCUCUGGGUCUAUUUCGUUGGAUACGUUUGAUCUGCUGCGGUCGCCGCCCGCACCGCCGGAAUGUGCUCUCGGAGCUGCAGGGGUGAUCUCGACGCUGGUGCUGGAGCAUAUCCCCGUGACGCGGUUCUUUGAAGGCGCUGCGGCGCUGCUGGCACCGGGUGGGUAUCUGUUGGUUACGAAUAUGCAUUCGGAUAUGGGGGCUAUCAGCCAGGCUGGGUUUGUGGAUACGGCGACUGGCACGAAGAUCCGGCCCACGAGUUACUCUCAUACGGUGGAUGAGGUGGUGGAUGCGGCGCAGAAGGCUGGGUUCACGGUCGAGCAGAUGGAAGGGGAGAGAGUGCGCGAGAGGAUGGUGGAUCAGGAUUUGGCAGAGAGGCUGGGGAAGAGGGCGAAGAAAUGGGUUGGCAUAACGGUGUGGUUUGGGGUUUGUUUUAGGAAGAAUGCGGUAUGA
Messenger RNA from Aspergillus affinis, 831 nucleotides. Its product is annotated as class I SAM-dependent DNA methyltransferase. The transcript is spliced from 2 exons. Lineage: Eukaryota; Fungi; Ascomycota; Eurotiomycetes; Eurotiales; Aspergillaceae. The record is from RefSeq and is a predicted model, not a curated record. Bases 1 to 831 code for a protein of 276 amino acids.